AUGUCACCGGCCAUUGAGAGGCUUGGCGGCCGGCUAGCGGUGCGACUAGGCCUCACCGGCAGCCUCGGGCCUGCAUACGCAUCUUCGGUCUCCCGCCGGCCAGCAGGACUGGCUGCCCUCCCGGUGCCGGCAACCAAAUGCUGUUGGCGCUGCCAAAGGCGGCUGUUUUCCAUAACCGGCGUGGUCGCCGGGUCGUCUAGCUCGCGAUGGACCUCGCGCCAGGAGAAAGACAUCUAUGCUCGCGAGGCCAAGGUCAGGGGUCUCAAGGGCCGUGCCGCCUUUAAGCUGCUAGAGAUGGAUAGUAAAUAUCGCCUUUUUAGGCCUGGCCAGAUGGUCGUGGAUCUCGGUUAUGCUCCGGGAAGCUGGUCCCAGGUGGCCUUGGAGCGAACAAAACCGACUGGUCGAGUGCUCGGCAUCGAUCUCAUUCCUGCCCAGCCUCCACGCGGUGUAUCGACCAUCCAGGGAAACUUCCUGGCACCAUCGGUGCGCGCUUUGGUCAAGGAGUACCUGGCCACAUCAAAGAAGCGGCCGAUCGCCAGAAAUCGCGAGUCGAAGUCCGACCCCGACGCCAGAGCUCCUGACGAUUUUGAAGAGGCUACUGAUAUCGUGCUCGACCGCCCCAGCUACCUCCAGAUAGGACAGGAGGAAGCUUUAACCAGCGCCCUCCCAUUGACAGGCGAGGAUGUGGCGCCUGUCCAAGACAGCAUCGACAGCAGCCGCACGGUAGAUGUAGUUUUGAGCGACAUGAUGAUGAACACGAGCGGCACGCCCUUCCGCGAUCACGCUGGAAGUAUGGACCUCUGCGCUGCCGCCCUCGAAUUCGCCAGUGACACGCUGCGACCCGGCGGCCACUUUGUCUGCAAGUUCUACCAGGGCGGUGAAGACAAAGCCCUGGAGACACGCCUGUUAAAGAUGUUUGCCAAGGUGCACCGGGAGAAGCCCAACUCGUCAAGGAGUGAAUCGAAAGAGUCCUUUUUUGUAGCGCUAAGACGGAAAGGCAACGUCAAAUGGGAGGACCUUCAAUGA
Messenger RNA from Grosmannia clavigera kw1407, 1026 nucleotides. RefSeq names its product cell division protein. The transcript has 8 exons. Gene Ontology annotation, cellular component: mitochondrion. The coding region runs from base 1 to 1026 and encodes 341 amino acids. Gene Ontology annotation, molecular function: rRNA (uridine-2'-O-ribose)-methyltransferase activity. Gene Ontology annotation, biological process: RNA methylation. NCBI's taxonomy places the organism in Eukaryota, Fungi, Ascomycota, Sordariomycetes, Ophiostomatales, Ophiostomataceae. The record is from RefSeq and is a predicted model, not a curated record.